Mugil cephalus (flathead mullet) is the source of this 2351-nucleotide messenger RNA. It is a transcript of the gene uap1, whose product is annotated as UDP-N-acetylglucosamine pyrophosphorylase 1. The record is from RefSeq and is a predicted model, not a curated record. Gene Ontology annotation, molecular function: UDP-N-acetylglucosamine diphosphorylase activity. Gene Ontology annotation, biological process: UDP-N-acetylglucosamine biosynthetic process. The coding region runs from base 168 to 1730 and encodes 520 amino acids. NCBI's taxonomy places the organism in Eukaryota, Metazoa, Chordata, Actinopteri, Mugiliformes, Mugilidae. The transcript has 11 exons.
CGCUGCUGCUAAUGCCACGUCAAAUGUGACGUAGCAGGAGGUGUCGUCCGGGUGGGAGGUGUCGUAAGUAGUCGUAUCGUAGAAACUACACGGCGGUACACUUUAAUGUUCUUAAUCCCAGAAGGAGCUCUUGUGAGAGUCUGUCAGAACCGAUCCAAAGCACAACCAUGGACCCCACCACCAGCGAUCUCGCCCAGAGGUUGGCUGAAGCCGGCCAAUCUCACCUCCUGCAGUUCUGGAGUGAGCUGAGCCCUGAGCAGCAGGCCGACUUGACCCGCGACCUGCAAGGGAUGAACUUUCUGGAGAUCAACGGUUUCUUCAAGAGUGCCAUGGAGACGUCCAGCAGCAGCAAACACGGGAAGAUGGACACCCGCAUGGAGCCGGUGCCCAGGGAGGUCCUGGGGAGUGUGACAAGAGACAGGGAGAGUCUCAAAGAGUGGGAGCUGGCAGGUCUUCACAGCAUUUCUCAGAACAAAGUAGCAGCUUUACUGCUGGCAGGAGGCCAGGGAACCAGACUAGGGGUCUCUUACCCCAAAGGCAUGUACGACGUGGGGCUGCCAUCCCACAAAACCCUCUUUCAGAUCCAAGCUGAACGUAUCUUGAAGCUGCAACAGAUGGCUGACCAGAAACACAAAACCAAGUGCUGCAUUCCCUGGUACAUCAUGACCAGCGGCAGGACAAUGGAAUCCACCAUGGACUUCUUCUCACAACAUAACUACUUUGGCUUGGACAAGAACAACGUCAUCUUCUUCCAGCAGGGCAUGCUUCCAGCCAUGGACUACAAUGGCAAGAUCAUCCUGGAGAGCAAAGGGAAGCUCUCCAUGGCCCCCGAUGGAAACGGGGGGCUCUACAGAGCUCUCGGGAACCAGGGCAUCAUAGACGACAUGGAGCGGAGGGGGAUUGAGCUCAUCCAUGUUUACUGCGUUGAUAACAUCCUGGUCAAAGUGGCGGACCCCGCCUUUGUUGGGUUCUGUGUGCAGAAGGGAGCUGACUGCGGAGCUAAGGUGGUGGAGAAAACGAAUCCGACAGAGGCUGUGGGUGUGGUCUGCAAGGUGGACGGUCUUUAUCAGGUGGUGGAGUACAGCGAGAUCACCUUGGCGACUGCCGAGAAGCGCAGCGCUGAUGGUCGGCUGAUGUUCAACGCAGGGAACGUAGCCAAUCACUUCUUCAGCUUCUCCUUCCUCAAAGACAUAGUGCAGAAAUAUGAGCCACAGCUGCAGCACCACGUGGCCCAGAAGAAGAUCCCAUAUGUGGAUGCUCAGGGUCAGCUAAUCAAACCAGACAAACCAAAUGGGAUUAAAAUGGAAAAGUUUGUGUUUGACAUCUUCCAGUUCGCCAAGACGUUCGUAGUGUACGAGGUGCUGCGUGAAGACGAGUUCUCCCCGCUGAAGAAUGCAGACAGACAGGACGGAAAGGACACGCCCACCACGGCCAGACAUGCCCUCAUGUCCCUCCACCACCGCUGGGUGCUCAACGCUGGGGGCCACUUCAUCGACGAGAACGGCAGACGUGUGCCGGCCAUACCCAGAGAUGGAGCACCAGACAGUGUCACAGAUGAUGGCAACAGAAACCUGAAGGACGGGACAGACCUGCCAAUCAAAUGUGAGAUCUCUCCGCUAGUGUCUUACGGGGGAGAGGGUCUUGAGGAGUUGGUGAAGGGACGAGAGUUUCAUCCAACCCUGAUGAUCGAUGAGGAAGGUGUCCACGAGCUGGUGAAGAAUGGAGUUUAAUCAGUGAAAGAGGGAGAGAGAAAAGGGACAACCCAAAGACCGACGCCCCUUUAUCUCUCUAAGUUUGCGGGGGGGAAACUGUGAUGUCAUCUCUGUGCAAUAACAAACGUGGCAUGCAUGUGUUCACGAAAGCAGCUCUACCAUCCAAAAUGAAUGAAUGAAUUAAGGAGCAAGAUGAAGUGUAUCCUUUACUGUUUUAGCACCGAGGUUUGUUUGCGUUGUAUGUUGAUGUCAUACAUGUUUGUUUCAAAGAGCACUUGAACACAGCUCGAGAUGAAGUACACAGUCCCUGUCAUAGUGACUGGAUGAAGGAGUCUGCAGGUGCAUCUAUUUAUUUUUCUUGUGAGUCUUAUUUUUAUAUAUACUAAAAGAAACUAUAGGUGGAAAUUCCCACCUACUCAUUUUACCUUGUGAUUUUUAUACGACAGUCGACUGAGAUGAAAUGAUUAGAGAGAUUUUUCUUACUAUUGUGUUAUCACGGUACAUGGUCUGGGCUGCGGGGGGUAUUUAUAAUAUCUGCUUCUUUUCUGCUUGUAAUCAUUGAAGAUGAGAUAUUAUUCAGUUUUCAGAGAUCAUUUGGUUUCUAUCACCUUUAUUAAAGAAAUGUUCCCACCUGGAAAA